This is a messenger RNA of Fusarium venenatum, 576 nucleotides long. The record is from RefSeq and is a predicted model, not a curated record. NCBI's taxonomy places the organism in Eukaryota, Fungi, Ascomycota, Sordariomycetes, Hypocreales, Nectriaceae.
AUGCGAUCGUCGUCUGCUGACGAUGGCAUACCGUACCCCGAUGGUAAGACCAACGCCGACCUAGAUCAUGAAGUUGGCGCGACAAAGGCCACCAACGACCAUUACUUGUGCCUCUGGGGUACACCCUCGAGGUGGGAUCCAUCGAACCAGAAUUGGUUCGACGAACUCGUCGACAACUUUGCAAGCGACAUCCACGGCUCAACAGCGAAUAUUAUUGACGAGCAUGCCGUGGACUACCUCUUGCAGUCAGGGAUUAUCGUGGUAGAGUGUGGAAAGGGUACGACUACCUGCAGCGUUGGUGCUGGAUUCGCUUCGGACGAGCGUCGACUCAAUGCCAUGUUCACUCGACACAAGUGCCCUCUCGUCAUCUUUAGUGGCAUCGACACGGUGGACUAUAAGGGCAAAGGCAAAGGUAAGGCAGAGAGGACAAUGACACUUCUGCAAGGUUGUACACUCUCAGUUCCAAGACGCCAUAUUUGGGUUGCAAUGGGUCUUGGAAAGUCAUUGCCUGCGCUCCUGGCUACGUUACUCUUGCGUGAAGUUGACAGCCGCGGCUUCAUCACAGCUGCCAAAUAG